AUGACUCACCAUACUGACUCCAAUGCAAUAUCGAAUUCUGAUACUAGUCCUGAGUGUAAUGAUACUUCUAGUAAUGAAUCAUUAAGUGAAGAUAAUAUUAGUGCGGACCUUAAUAUUAUUACAGAUCAUUCUGAUAAAACUAGUGAUACAGACCAUUCUAAUAAAAAUAAUAAUCCAAACCAUUCUAAUAAAAAACCUGGUACCAAAUGGACAACGGAAUGUGGGCAGUUAGUUAAGACUCAGGGUUCAACUAGCAACUUUCAAACACAUUUAAAUACACAUGGAAUUACUAAACCUACCAAAGUUAUUGAUACAAUCGAACAGCCAACAAUUACUGAAAUGUUCUAUCGUGCUACUGGACAAAAUACUCAUCAAAAAGAAUCCAUCAAUUAUGCUUUGGUAGAAUGGAUAGUUACAGAUUUGCAACCUCUUUAUGUUUUGAAAAAUGAAAGUUUUAUUAAACUUAUUCAUACCUUAAAUCUAUAUUACGAACUUCCAUCUGAUAAAUAUAUAAAAGCACUAAUUCAUCAAAGUUAUAAUUAUUCAAUAAAAAAUCUUAAAAUGCUUCUAGCAACAGAAAUAAAAACAUGCGGAUUAACAUGCGACUUAUGGACUGCACAUUCUAAAAGUGGAUAUAUAGGUGUUACAUGUCAUUUUAUUAACUCUAAUUAUGAAUUAAAAGAAGCUAUACUUGCAAUUAAAUAUGCUCCAUAUCCUUAUGAUGCUGUAAACAUUAAAGCUGAAUUAGAGGAAAUAAUUAAUGACUGGGGGCUUUUGAAAAGAUAA
Molecule: messenger RNA, 786 nt
Organism: Racocetra persica
Lineage: Eukaryota; Fungi; Glomeromycota; Glomeromycetes; Diversisporales; Gigasporaceae
Source: the annotation of a GenBank genome assembly